AUGGUAGCUCCAGGAUCAGCAGCCAUCUUGGGGCAAGCAUUUUUUACAUCGCCGCUUUCUUUUUCGCUAUCUUACCAACCCACCACCUUUCAUAAUCUCUCCCAAUCAGUGGCCUCCUCGCACCCCACCGUCACCACCACCGCACCACUCACCGAGCCAGAGCUUGUUACAUCUCCACUUACACCCACCGAAUCCCCAGCGGCCCAGCCUGAGCAGCCCAAGUGGCCUGGUUGGUCCGGAUACAUCGUGUACAGAAUAAUCGUGCCUGCGACGAAAGUUAGCUGCAUCAUUGGUAGAAAGGGAGAGGCCGUCAAGAAGCUCUGCGCAGAGACUCGUGCUCGUGUCAAUGUUCUUCAUGGCCCUGUGAUCACUUCUGCUCAUCGCAUCGUGCUGGUUUCUAGUAAAGAAGAAGUAGAUGCUGUGUUGUCACCGGCUAUGGUUGCGGUUAUGAGACUAUCCAGACGAAUAAAUGAAUUACCCGAGGGUGAUGAAGAUGACAUUGAAACGUCUCCUGUGUCUUGCUGUGUCCGUUUAUUGGUUCCUUCUGGACAAGCAUAUAGUCUCAUUGGUCGACAAGGGUUGACAGUCAAGUCGAUGCAGGAGGCUAGUGGCGCCGCAAUACAGGUUUUCUCAAGAGAUGAAGUUCCAGCAUGUAAUAUCGAUUCAGAUGGCUGGCCCGGAUGCAACGUGUACAGAUUGAUCGUGCCGCUGAUGAAAGUGGGCUCCAUCAUUGGAAAGAAAGGAGAGACCGUCAAGAAGCUGUGUGUUGAGACUGGUGCUCGUGUCAAUGUUCUUCCUGGGCUUGUCACUUGUCCUCAUCGCGUAGUGGUGAUAUCUGGUAAGGAGGAUCCAGAUGCUGCGUUAUCGCCCGCUAUGGUGGCCGUGAUGCGGCUAUCUAAGCAGGUAAUUGGAUUACCCGAGGGUGAUGAAGAUGAUAUCAAAUCAUCAGGAGCCGCUGCUGUGAAUUGCUGUGUGCGUUUAUUGGUGCCUUCGGGACAAGCCUUUAGCCUGAUUGGCAGGCAAGGGGCGAGAAUCAGGCCGAUGCAGGAGGCGAGUGGCUCUGCAAUUCGGGUACUUUCAAGUGCUGAAGUCCCAACCUAUGUCAUCGAUCCAGAUGAAAAGGUUGUGGAAUUGGAAGGAGAAGCCAUCAAUGUUCUUAAAGCUCUUAAAUAUGUUGCUGGACACUUGAGAAAUUUUUUGGUGGAUCACAGUGUUCUUCCUUUAUUUGAGAAGAAUACUGAUAAUGCUGACAAGAUGACGCUGAACCCGACUACUCAAGCAGGAUCUGAUGGUUGUGAAUACUCUGAUCUUUCGGAUUAUGAGGAUACCGCAGCUACUGGAUGUGAAAGGGUCAUCCUAUGUUUGUUGUUUUCAUGUACAUCUCCUGUAAUAUUUUUCUUGUAA
Molecule: messenger RNA, 1404 nt
Organism: Daucus carota subsp. sativus
Lineage: Eukaryota; Viridiplantae; Streptophyta; Magnoliopsida; Apiales; Apiaceae
Exons: 7
Coding region: 1-1404 (467 amino acids)
Biological process (GO): regulation of gene expression
Cellular component (GO): nucleus; cytoplasm
Molecular function (GO): mRNA binding
Source: RefSeq, a predicted model, not a curated record